ACUUGCAGAGAACCAGUUUAACAGACUGACAACUUCCGGGAAAAGUAAAACUGUCGCAAGUCACCUUUUUCUUGUAACCACAUGCAGUGAAGAUGUUUAAAAGGUUGUUAAAUAGAAAGGAAAAUGAGAAGAUAUCCACAGAAGGCAGUGAUUCAAAGCCUCCACAAGCCUCACCCCAGAAAGUUUCCACCGAGGAGGCACAGGGUUUUGUUUGUCCUAUUUGUAUGAUCUCCCUCCAAUCAGCCGAGGGCUUACAAAGACACUUUGAAGAUGCUCAUGAUGAAAGCAAGCAGAGCCAAGGGGAGGGAUUUUUGUGCCCCAUUUGUAAGAAAUCUUUGCCCUCUCCAGAGGAGCUUCAGGCCCAUUUUGAUUCCACUCAUGAUGAGAAGGCAGUCACAUCAGAAAACAGAGAUGGGGAUGUUUUGGCCAUGAGACAAGAAAUUGAGGAUCUUAAAACCUCCCUAAAGGAGGAGAGAUGGUACACAGAGGAACUGAAAAAAGAACUGGGGAGGGUCCCAGUGGAGGGAGGGGCCAAGGCUAUUCCAUUAUCUGCUCAGGAAAGAUCAGAGCUGGAGAUGAAUCGACUGCAGCUGAGGGGGUCAGAAGAGAGUCGAACUUUGUUGAGCUCUGAGGUCCACCAUCUACAAACCAAAGUCUCGGAGUUAAACAGUAAACUGGAGAAUAUAACGCAGGAGAGGGAUAAACUACAGACCAGAUCUGGCGAAAUGGCUUCAGAACUAGUUGCUGUUAAGGCUCGGGCCGAUGAGAUCGAGAGUCAGAGAGGCGCACACGAAGAUCACAUUUUUACCUUGAAGCAACAAAUGGAACAGAAAGAAGAUCAGAUGAAAAGUUUAGAAAUACAGCUUAAUCAGAGGCCUGGCACAGAGGAUGUCCUAGUGUUAAAGCAGGAAUUGAUAUCUGUACAGAAGCUGAUGGACAACAUGACUCUGGAGCAAGAGAAAGAGAAGGAGGAAUUAAAGAAGAAAAUGACAGCUCUGGAGGAGGAGCAUAGAGGAAAACUUGAAAAAAUAGCAGAGUUGGAAACCCUGUUGAACAGUGCUCCAAAAUCAGAGGAAGUUCAGUUAUUGAAGUCAGCAGUAUCAGAAAAGUCUGAAUACACAGAAAAACUCCUGUCUGAAAUCAAAGAUAAACAGUCCACAAUAGAGAGUCUGACUGAGGAGCAGAAUAAGGUGAAGGAGGAAUUAGAGAAAUCACACAGUCUUAUAGAAGAGAGGGAUACCAGUUUAUCCAAGCUUCAGGGUGACCUUGAUGAAGUGAAUGGAGAGCUGGAGACGACCAGGCAACAGCUACAGCAGAAGGAGAACCAGUUUGAUCAGCUGCAGUCUGACCUUCAACAGGGCCAAGAACAGAACACUUCAGUGAAUCAGAUGUUAUUGGAAAAGUCCAAUCAAAUUGCUGAAUUACAGAAGGCGCUGGACAGUCGAGAUUCAGAUUUUAACAAAUCACAACAAAACUUGGAAAUUCUGCAGAAAAAAUUGGAUGAAACAUCUGCUGAGUUACAAAAGGUUCAGGAGAUUGUUCAAGAGAGAGAAAAACAGUUGAGUGACCUAGAAAAGACAUUCACAGAAAUUAAGUCCCAGACACAAGAACAACUGCAUCAGAAAGAACAACAGCUUAAUGAGGUCAAGGCAGAGUGUGAAAAGAUCCAGGCCACUUCUGAAACCAAAAAUUCCCAGCUUUCAGACUUGGAGCAGCAGCUUAACACAAUGACAACGCACUACCAGAAUGAGUGUGCAGCAUCUGAUGACUUGAAGACAAACCUUAGAGACAAAGAACAGCUGUUAGAGGAGGAGACUAGGAAACUUACAGCCAGAGACCAGAAGAUAUCAGAGUUGGAUUCGCAGCUUGGAUCACUGAGGGAAGAGAUGGGUAGACUGGAGUCAGAGAGGACCGAUCUCAUAGCCAAGAUUGAGGCUGGUGAGGGAACAGAGACUGUAAUUAAUCAAUUAAAACAAGAAAAGACAAUACUCCAAGACAAAAUAUCUCAUCUGGAGCAGACACUGAGCACACAAAAGUCAGAGAGUGGGCAGAAAAUGGAAAAUCUGCACAAACAACUGAAUGAGGUCAAAGGUCAACUGCAGACAGCUCAGGACAAAGCACAAAAACAGAAGUCAGUUUUGGAAGAAAAAUCAGAGAAAAUUCAGGCUGCACAGCAGAAAAUUCAACAGCUUGAGGGUGACUUAAAUACAAAGAGUGAACUCCUUAUAGCAGCAGAAGCAGCCCGGACAAGUCAACGGGCCGACUUAGAAAAUCACAUCAAAACGUCACAGAACAUGUUAGAGGAAAAGUCUGGGGAACUUGCCAAGGCUCAGAAACAGAUAGAACAGAUUUCACAGGAAGUUACUUCCAAGAAAGAGAAGAUUGCAGCCUUAGAGAGCUCUGUUAAGGAACAUCAAGAAAAGAUCAACGGACUGUCACAACAGACUGUAGUACUGGAACGUCAGCUCAAAGAGAAGACCUCGGCUUAUGACAAAAGUAUAUCCCAAGUCAAAGAUCUAGAAAGUCAGCUGAGCACCGAGAAGGGGAAUAACAAGGAGCUGAAAAAACAACAGGCUCAAAUGGAAAAGAACCUGAACUCUGAGAAAAAAGCACAUGAAACAGACGUGAGCAAGUUAAAAGGAGAGGUAGAGAAGCAUACGACAGAAAAGAAGGCUCUAGGAAUACAGAUAACUCAACUGAAAUCUGAUGUGGACACCAAGGAUAAAGUCAUAAAAGAGAAGUCCAGAGAACUGGAGACCCUCACAAAAGAGAGGGAUGAUGCCGCGACUAAGUUAGAAGAACAAAGGGCUAUUGUCAAGAAGAUGGAGCAGAGUCAUGCUGAAGAAGUGAAGAGGUUACAGGAGGAAGGGAGGAAGACUCAGAGGACAGCCCAGGAGAAACAAGACAGUCUACAGCAGCAGAUUGACAUAGUCAAAGAUGAGAAGUUAAAAUUAAUUGAAGAGAAGUCCGGAUUAGAGAAAAAGAUUGUGGAACAGGAAGCUGCCAUCGAAACUAAAGAAAAGGAACUCAGGGAUACACUGAACACACAUGCCAAGGAGAAGAAAACAUUAGAGAGUGAAUCCAAAAAGAAGGAGGAGGAACUGCGAUCAGAAAUAAAUGCCAUCUCAGUGGAACUCAAUGAUGUCAAGUCCCAGCUCAACAAGGAGAAGGAAUCACUUUCUUCCAAGACAGAAUCUGAAAAUACUCUCAGGGGCAAGAUUUCUGAUUUUGAGUCAAGGAAGAAAGACUUGGAAGGAACCAUUGAGAAGUUGAAGUCGGAACUGGAAGAUGAGAAAGAAAAUCUGGCUCAGCAGAAGGAAAUAAGUGAUCUGAAGACACAGGAGCUACAAAGUAUGGUACAAGAGAAAGUGACCGAGGCCGAAAAACUCCAGGAACAGACUAAGGACCUCCAAGAGAAGUUAGAGAAAUCUGUAAAGGAAGCUGAAGGACUGAAAUCAGAAAAUACAGAUCUUCAAAAAAAGAUGGAAGAUCUUCAAAGGGAGCUAACUGACUCCAAAGAAAAAACGACGGAACUCAACCAGUCUUUUGAUGAGCUGAGUGAGAUUCGAAGUGCCAUGAAUACACAGAUGGUUCAAUUAGACAAAGAACUGUCGGAAUACAAAGAAAAGGCAGAAAAAUACAAAGGAGAAAAGGAAAGUUUGGAAUCAGAAGUUGAAGAACUGGAGAAAAAAUAUGGAGAGACAAAAAUCACCAGUGAUUCCUAUGAAAAAGAUAUAGAGAACCUGACCAAGAGUCUGGAUAAAGAAAAGUCAGAAAGGAAACAGGAAGUUAAAAGUCUUGAAGAGGCUAAAGAUCUCCUUAUUAGCCAGAAACUGGAAUUGUCCAAUCAAAUUAAAGAUCUUAACCAACAACUAGAACAGGUGAAGUCUAAACAAAAAGAGGAAUUAGAGGCAUCUAGAAACACACAACAGACCUUGCGAGAAGAAAGCACCAAACUGCACACUAAACUGACUGCUGCUGAAGAAGAGCGCGAGGCCAUUCAGAGACAAGCGGAUGAAGAAAGGGCAAAGUUCGAAGUUCAGAUGUCAGUUCUAAAUGAGAACUUGACCACUAUACGAGGAGAUCUUGUGUCCACUCAGACAGCUUACGACGAGGCGAACAAACUCAACGAUCAACUCAGAGGGGAGAAACUAGAAAUGGAGGCCAAAUUAGAAAAUAACAAUGAUGAAAGAAGAAUUUUACUUGAAAGAUGUUUAACAAGUGAAGAGGAAUGUGAAAAAUUGAGACAGAAGUCAACAGAUCUGAAACGUAAACUAGACGAUACUCAGGCGGCUUUACAGGAACUGGGGAGAGAGAACCAGUCUCUACAGAUCACCACUACAAAGGUGAGCAGUAGGAAAUGGGCGGAUGACAAUGAUGUCAAAGAGUGUAUGGGGUGUAAUAAAGGAUUCUCUGUCACGGUCAGACGGCAUCAUUGCCGGAACUGCGGAAACAUUUUUUGUAAUGACUGUUCUUCACGAGAGGCCAAAAUCGUGUCGUCCAAAAAACCCGUACGAGUGUGUGACAAUUGUUUUAUUGAAAUUGGCAAAAGAUGAUAAUAAUUGUUGUUAAGAUUUAAAAUUUAGAAUUUUAUUAUUUUUGUAAAAAUUUGUGGAGGAUUUAUGAAUUAUAAUUACAUAUCCCCAAUUAUGUUAUGAUAUAUACAUAGGCAGCAUAUUGUAUGUUAAUAUCGCAUACUGUUAUUGCAUUUAAGUAUUAUUGCAUUGUAGAGCAUUGAAGGAACUGAAUAUAGUUUUAU
Molecule: messenger RNA, 4759 nt
Organism: Saccostrea cuccullata (small rock oyster)
Lineage: Eukaryota; Metazoa; Mollusca; Bivalvia; Ostreida; Ostreidae
Product: early endosome antigen 1-like
Exons: 42
Coding region: 93-4556 (1487 amino acids)
Biological process (GO): endocytosis
Cellular component (GO): early endosome
Molecular function (GO): metal ion binding; 1-phosphatidylinositol binding
Source: RefSeq, a predicted model, not a curated record